UGUCCUCUAUCUGCAACAAAUCAUUCAGCAUAACCACGUCACAGAUAAAAUUUUGUAGAACAAAAAGAAAAAAGAUUGCAUGAAAACGAUGGAGAGAUUCUUGGUUGCGAUUGCGGUGUUGGCUAUGGCGGGAUGGUCCGAGGCGCAACUUCAGAUGAAUUUCUACGAGAGGAGCUGUCCGAAGGCAGAGAAGAUCGUGUCGGAUUACGUUCAUCAGCAUAUCUAUAACGCUCCGUCUCUUGCCGCUACCCUCAUUCGAAUGCAUUUCCACGAUUGCUUCGUUAGGGGAUGUGAUGGGUCGGUACUGAUAAACUCGACGUCUGGGAACGCGGAGAAGGAUUCGACUCCGAAUCUUACGCUCAGAGGAUUUGAUUUCAUCGAGAGAAUCAAGAGCCUUCUGGAAGCCGCGUGCCCUAAGACUGUGUCGUGUGCCGAUGUCAUUGCUUUGGCGGCAAGAGACUCCAUUGUCGCCACUGGAGGUCCAUCAUGGAGAGUUCCGACAGGAAGAAGAGACGGGAGAAUCUCGAACGCCACGGAGGCUCUGAACAACAUUCCUCCUCCGACCAGUAACUUCACCACUUUGCAACGUCUUUUCGGUAACCAAGGCCUCGAUCUCAAAGAUCUUGUCCUUCUCUCCGGGGCCCACACGAUAGGAGUAUCGCACUGUUCAUCGUUCAACAUUCGUCUCUACAACUUCACCGGACGACUCGAUCAAGACCCUUCAUUGGACAGCGAAUACGCAUCGAAUCUGAAGGCGAGAAAAUGCAGAAGCAUCAACGACAACUCCACCAUCGUCGAGAUGGAUCCGGGGAGCCGGAAGACGUUCGAUCUGGGUUAUUACAGGAACCUUCUGAAGCGGAGAGGCCUGUUCCAGUCGGAUUCUGCCCUGACGACGAACUCUGCGACCUUGAAGACGGUCAACGACUUGGUGAGUGGAUCGGUGGAGGAGUUUUACAAGGAGUUCGGGAGGUCGAUGGAAAAGAUGGGGAGGAUCAAUGUUAAGACAGGAUCUAACGGCGUCAUCAGGACGCGGUGUUCCGUCGCCGACAGCUGAGUUUGGGACGUUAACGGACUUUCUUCUAGUUCUUGUUCUUUUUGGUGUUGUUUCUGUUCUUGUUGUUUUAAUUUCUUGGGGAGCUGAUCAAUUAUUUAAGUUGUUUAUUUAUGUUUGUGCUGUAAUGGAUCUAUGUAUCCUAA
Tarenaya hassleriana is the source of this 1197-nucleotide messenger RNA. Its product is annotated as peroxidase 30. Gene Ontology annotation, biological process: response to oxidative stress; hydrogen peroxide catabolic process. The record is from RefSeq and is a predicted model, not a curated record. Gene Ontology annotation, molecular function: heme binding; peroxidase activity. Gene Ontology annotation, cellular component: plant-type cell wall; plasmodesma. NCBI's taxonomy places the organism in Eukaryota, Viridiplantae, Streptophyta, Magnoliopsida, Brassicales, Cleomaceae. The transcript has 4 exons. Bases 80 to 1054 code for a protein of 324 amino acids.